Messenger RNA from Zerene cesonia (dogface butterfly), 1401 nucleotides. RefSeq lists its product as uncharacterized. Gene Ontology annotation, molecular function: DNA binding; DNA-binding transcription factor activity, RNA polymerase II-specific. The transcript is spliced from 5 exons. Gene Ontology annotation, biological process: regulation of transcription by RNA polymerase II. The record is from RefSeq and is a predicted model, not a curated record. Bases 1 to 1401 code for a protein of 466 amino acids. Lineage: Eukaryota; Metazoa; Arthropoda; Insecta; Lepidoptera; Pieridae.
AUGUACCCAACGGAUAAUUUAAAACAUGGACUCAAAAUAAAUCCGUUCAUCAAAGAAAAUAUGUUGAAAACUAUACAGAAUCUGUGUUACAACAAUUCGAGCGCGAGCAAUUUCAACAUGACCUCCCCGUUCUUGGUGGACAACAUUUUGCACCAGCAGAAAACCGUGAACUUCCACAAUCAAUAUUUGAAUCAGCAGCUGGAGAAUUACGUCCUGCAGCGUUCGAAUUUCGAACGUUCGAGAGACAAUUCGCCGGAAGUGGACGAAACGAAAAUGACUGAGAAUGACGAGGAAGUUCGCAAUGAUGAAGCGACAGAUAAAAAUGACGAUGAAGAUUCCAAAAGCAACGAAGACGAUGGCUUCAUAAAGAACGAGGCUGUGUAUUACAAUCACGAGUAUUAUAGAAACGAGGAACGUGAAAAGGAGGUUUUAAACAUACCGUCUUUGAAUCGCCGCUGUCACUGCGGCUCCUUCGAUUGCCCACCGUACGCUUGCAAGAAAUCCGGCAUACGCCGCUUAGAGGAAUUAGAGAAACGCUUCAAUCUACACAGCUAUCAAGACAACUCGGGCGACGAGGAUGUGCGGGAGAAGACGGAGGACAUGGUUAAAAACUGUGACGAUUAUAACGAACCGAAAAAGCCCUUGUUGAAAUUCAGUGUCAGUGCCAUUUUGGGUGAGGAGAGAGAUGCCGCCAAGAGCAGCGUUAAUGACUACCGACAACCAAUGGUCAACCCGUGGCCCAUAGCGAAGCCGAUAGCAAGUAGACCGAUACCAGUACAGCAUCAGCACUUGCAGCAUCUGCUGGCGCAUUGUCAUCACCCAUAUUUAGUAAGGCCCUCUCAAGCACAUACCCAGGUGUUUCCCCUCCCAGGCGGAUUUCCAUGGGCCCACAGUUCCAGAGGUAAACCUCGACGUGGUAUGAUGCGGCGAGCGGUAUUCUCAGAUCUCCAAAGGAAAGGAUUAGAAAAGAGGUUUCAAGUGCAAAAAUAUAUCUCCAAGCCGGACAGGAAGAAGCUGGCCGAGAAACUGGGUCUCAAGGACAGUCAGGUAAAAAUCUGGUUCCAAAACCGGCGCAUGAAAUGGCGGAACUCGAAAGAGCGGGAACUGCUCGCGUCCGGCGGGUCCCGGGAACAAACGCUGCCGAACAAAAAUAACCCGCACCCGGACCUGUCUGACGCGGAGGCCGACAAACCGAAGCUGUCACCUUCGCCCGUCAACGAGGACGACGAUUUAAAAAACAAAAUGUUCGCGUCGACGUCGAGCUGUCAAAGUGACAGCUACAGAUACGACGACAAGAUGGCGGCGGGGCUGUUCGCGCGCGAGAACUUUCAGAACAUGGAGGAAGGCGAUGACUACGAGACGGACGCUAGCGCUUCAGACGAAGAGAUAAAUGUGACAUGA